Molecule: messenger RNA, 2087 nt
Organism: Talpa occidentalis (Iberian mole)
Lineage: Eukaryota; Metazoa; Chordata; Mammalia; Eulipotyphla; Talpidae
Product: alpha-1,3-mannosyl-glycoprotein 4-beta-N-acetylglucosaminyltransferase-like protein MGAT4E
Exons: 5
Coding region: 669-2033 (454 amino acids)
Biological process (GO): protein N-linked glycosylation
Molecular function (GO): acetylglucosaminyltransferase activity
Source: RefSeq, a predicted model, not a curated record
GGGCGCGUCCCUGCCGGGGUCAAGUUCGGGUUCCCGGAGGCGAGCGGAGUUGGAACCCCGGCGGCCGCAGCGGAACCCAGCCCCGCUCGGAGUGCCACGUCUCCGGGAACCCCCCCCCCUUGCUCUAGGACAACCCUCCGCCCCUCCCGGACCUCGGUCCCCCAGAGCACCCCAGUGUGUGCAGCCCCAGCACUUGGGCGCAUUUCUAGGGGGAUCAUCAGGCCCGCUCAGGGUACUGUGCAAAAUUCUGUAGAUGAGACAUCGAAUAAAAUACAGUUGCUGCGCUUCAAGGGAUUAUAUUCUAGUUCAGGGGAGAGAAAAAGCAACAAAUACACGCUAAGAAAAACCACGGAGUAGUUGUCCUCACCAGCACAGCCCUUCAGACCCUUUCUCUUCUGCCUCCUCCUGAAGCCUGGGAGCUCAGAGGGCUGAAUGAGCACAGCGCUGCAAGGUGACUGGUAGAUGGCACAGGAGGUGCAGGGGGCCCAGAGAUCUGCCUGUGCUGGGAGUCCUUCCCCUGCAACUGGCCAGCCUAAGGUGCAGCGCGUGUGUCCAUGUAUUUGUGUUCUAGAGAGAAGCAGCCUAGUCUUUUACAUAAGGUGGUUUGUAUCCAAAACACCUGACUAAAAAUCUUGCUAAGAGAUCAGGAGACACAUCCAACCCACACCAUGCGGUGUUCUAUCAGGCGCUGCAUCUUCACCUCAGCGGGCAUCGGGUUCCUGUGGCUCUUCAUCACUUUGAAAGUCCCUGGGGAAAUUGAAGAGGAGCAAAAGGAGAUUGCCAUCAGAGCACAAAGGGACAGUUACAGCAGAAGGAAGACCCCGAGUCCAGCAGAAAACUGGGAGAGUAUUACCUUCAAAUAUAUGAAGACAACCCACCAGAGAAGAAAGACCUGGCUGACUGUGGGGAUCUCCACAGUGGCGCGAUCAAAUCAAAGCAGCCUCUUGUUCACACUGGUCUCCCUGUUCCGAUCCUCUUCGAAGACUGAGCAGAAACGCCUCACCGUGCUGGUCCACCUGGCAGACUCUGACCUCACCUGGCUCAGAGAAUCCGUUGUCCACAUUUCAAAACUCUUCAGCCCACAGAUCUUGGCAGGGCAGCUGCUGCUAAUCCACGCGCCAUCUGAUGCCUACCCCAACGUGGAGGAUGACGGGGACCGGGCCUACCGCAGAAAGUUCUACUCCAAGCAGAAUGUAGACCACGCCUUCCUCAUGAGCUUUGCCACCAGGCUCUCUGACUACUUCCUGUUGCUAGAUGACAAUGUCUUUUGUGCCCCCAACUUUAUUAGUCACAUUCAAUGGAAGGUGAACACCCUGAAGUCCCAGCCCUGGGUGUUCCUGGAGUUCUCCAACGUGGGCUUCCUUGGCAAACUCUUCCACAGCAGGGACCUCCCACUCCUGGCCCACUUCCUCCUCCUUUUCUAUAGGGAGAAGCCCCUGGACCAGCUGAUCCCUCACUUCCGUGCCCUGCUGGCCCAGAAGGAUGCGAUCCUUGCCAGGCCUUUCCUCUUCUACCGCCGCAUCUCCUACUCUGUCCUUGAUGGCAGCCAGAAGGCCACAGCGUUUCCAAAAUACCCCAAUGGUCCUGACAACCCGCCGGGGGCUGUAUUUACCGACAUGAAGGUCUUUGGUGUCCAUUUCCCCUGGGAGGCCUACACUCUGGAUGAGUCUUUCUUUUGGACCUACAAUGUCAGUGGGGGGAGCCACCUGACCGUCAUUUUGAACCAGCCGGCGAACUUGAGGAGAGUGCAGGUGUUGACAGGGACCAUCGUGGAUGGGAAGCACGCCCUGGAGAGGGGGCAGGUGGAGCUGGGCUAUGACCCCGAGGGCCUGCCUCAGCACUGCGGCAGCUUCAUCUUGCUGGGCCCUCUCCUGGAGGGGCAGAUGGAUCAGGAGAUAGUUCUGAAGAGUAUGGGGUACAAUGUGAGCUGCGUGAGGCUGGUGGCAAAAGCCAGUCAGGUUGGCGGGCUCAUGGUCAGGCAUAUUUACCUCUGGCAGGAAAAUGCAAAAGACGUGGCCCCUGUUCAGGUUUGAAGAUAACACCAGUAAGAGUAUAGAAAAUUAAAAUCUUGAUCUGUCUUGCCUACA